Messenger RNA from Trematomus bernacchii (emerald rockcod), 2284 nucleotides. Its product is annotated as serine incorporator 1-like. Bases 105 to 1484 code for a protein of 459 amino acids. Gene Ontology annotation, cellular component: membrane. The record is from RefSeq and is a predicted model, not a curated record. The transcript has 10 exons. NCBI's taxonomy places the organism in Eukaryota, Metazoa, Chordata, Actinopteri, Perciformes, Nototheniidae.
CUAGACAUCACCAACUUGACUUUAUACAGUUUCGGUUUCUUCCUGAACUUUUUCAACAUUUCACGCUUUUCAUAUAUAUAACUAUAUUUGUGGAUUAAAUCAACAUGGGGGCUUGUUUGGCAAUAGGGUCCCUCGCCAGUUGUGCGUCGUGUCUGUGUGGCUCCGCCUCCUGCCUGCUGUCCUCCUGCUGCCCCUCAGCCUUUAACUCCACCAUCACCCGGCUGGCCUUCUCCUUCCUGCUGCUGCUCGGCACGCUGGUGUCCAUCAUCAUGAUCCUGCCGGGCAUGGAGGACCACCUGAAGCAGAUUCCAGGUUUCUGUCUCGGAGGCUCCUCUAUCCCGGGCAUAGAGAACAAGGUGAACUGUGACAUCGUCGUGGGUUACAAGUCCGUGUACCGCAUGUGCUUCGCCAUGGCCUGCUUCUUCUUCCUCUUCUCCAUCAUCAUGCUCCGAGUGCGCAGCAGCAAGGACCCUCGAGGAGCCAUCCAAAAUGGUUUCUGGUUCUUCAAGUUCCUGAUCCUGGUGGGAAUCACCGUGGGAGCGUUCUUCAUCCCCGACGGCAUCUUUAACACAGUGUGGUAUUACUUCGGCAUGGUGGGCUCGUUCUUCUUCAUCGCGGUGCAGCUCAUCCUCCUCGUGGACUUCGCUCACUCCUGGAACCAGUCCUGGCUUCAGAAGGCCGAUGAAGGGAACUCCAAGUUCUGGUACGCAGCUCUGCUCACGGUCACCGUCAUCUUCUACGCCCUGGCGUUCACCUGCGUCGUGCUUUUCUACGUUUAUUACACCAAACCCGACGACUGCACGGAGCACAAAGUCUUCAUCAGCCUCAACUUCAUCUUCUGCAUCAUCGUGUCCGUCGUGUCCAUCGUGCCCAAAGUCCAGGACGCUCAGCCCAGCUCCGGCCUGCUGCAGGCCUCCUUCAUCUCGCUCUACACCAUGUACAUCACCUGGUCGGCCAUGAGCAACAACCCCAACCGUAACUGUAACCCCAGUCUGCUCAACCUGGUGAUGGACCCUCUGGCGACUCCAGCUCCAAGCCCGGCCCCCACCACGGCCCCCGGCUCUGUCCAGUGGUGGGACGCCCAGGGCAUCGUGGGGCUGGUCAUCUUCCUGUUCUGUACUCUCUACGCCAGUAUCCGCUCCUCCAACAACACCGCAGUGAACAAGCUGAUGCGGACGGAGGAGGUCCAGGGUCUGACGAGCGAAAGCUUUGAGACGGGGGAGGACGGGGUGCACCGCGCCGUGGACAACGAGGAGGAAGCGGUCACCUACAGUUACUCCUUCUUCCACUUGAGCCUCUGCCUCGCCUCGCUCUACAUCAUGAUGACCCUCACCAACUGGUACAUGCCCGACGCGGCCUACGAGACGAUGAAGAGCACCAUGCCCUCGGUGUGGGUGAAGAUCGGCUCCAGCUGGUUCGGCCUGGCCAUCUUCCUCUGGACGCUCAUCGCCCCGGUGAUCCUGUCCGACCGAGACUUCAGCUGAAACCACGGUGACACACAGCAGCAGCUAGCACGUUAGCAUGUGCAGGCUAUAUGCACCGCUUGAACAAACACAGCUUUAGCUUCCAAUUGAUUGUAUUUACUUGCGUUAGGGCUGCACAAUUUGGUGAAAAAUAAGGUUUCACAAUCAGGAUAUUGGAUGGAUUGAUCUUUUUUUUGUAGUUUUUAUAAAAUGAUGAUUGGUGAAGAGGAUCUCUGCCAAGAAUAUAUGAUUUGUUAAGUUUGUAGAUUAUAAUUUAUAGGCCGGGAUAUCUCUGCAGCUGCACACAACUUCAUUUAAUAUUACAUUUAAACACUUUGUCUGCCUUCAUCCAACAUGUUGAUUCAUUGUGGAGCCCUAACUUGUACCUCCACAGUUAAAAUGGGAGAAUAUAAUGGUGAUAUGCUUAGUUUUUUUUACCAGAAGCCAUUAAUAGUAAAUGAGCUGUCGGGUCAUUUUCACACUGUUACGAUGAUUAUAUCAGAGCACUACCUGCCUUUUUACUGGACCAAAUUAACCUUUUAAUGAUGCCCUUUAAAGAGUUUAUCUCACGUUAUGGUUGUUUCUACUUUUUUACCAUUCUGUUAAAAUCAGUUUUAUUUCAUGCAAAGGUGUCGUCUAAGAUUAUUCAAGUUAUGCCUUUUUUUAAUGACACAGCUUGUCCACUUUUGUACUGUUAGUGCGUUAUUAUAUUUUGCACACAAGCUUUUCAGAAGGAGCAUUUUUAAAGUCUUUGGUGUAAAGUGACUUCUACGAUUAAAAUGUAUGUUUCAUUAUAAUCAAUAAAGUUCUCUUUAAUGUGA